This is a messenger RNA of Pseudovirgaria hyperparasitica, 600 nucleotides long. RefSeq lists its product as uncharacterized. Gene Ontology annotation, biological process: proteolysis. NCBI's taxonomy places the organism in Eukaryota, Fungi, Ascomycota, Dothideomycetes, Acrospermales, Acrospermaceae. The coding region runs from base 1 to 600 and encodes 199 amino acids. The record is from RefSeq and is a predicted model, not a curated record. The transcript is spliced from 3 exons. Gene Ontology annotation, molecular function: serine-type carboxypeptidase activity.
AUGCAUCAUUCCCUGCAGGUUUUCGUAACCCAAGUCUGCCCUGAUCUUUCGGAAGCGUCCUUCCGUCUCACCGGGGAGAGUUAUGCCGGUUAUUAUCUCCCUACGCUAGGAGCACGAAUAGUUUCCCAGAACAAUCUCUACCCCAAGCGUCCCCAGGUUAAUCUGAAGUCAACCUUGAUUGGAAACGGCUUGGUACCGGUACUUGAUAAUGCUUUUGGGUACUGGGAGACAUUGUGUACUAUUCCAAAGGGUUUUGACAAGCCUGUCUUCAACGAAACUCAAUGUGAUAUCAUGGCUGCCAACCUGCCAAGAUGUAUGAAGGUUGCUCGUGCAUGUUACGACACUCCAGACUGGGCUAUAUGCCAGGCUGCCUACGGGGGUCAGGCUUCGUUUAUGGCGCAUCAUCGUAGGUCGCUCAUGCUUUAUGGCGUGGGACUCGGGUGGUUCAAGCAGGCAAAGGUUCAGAUAGGUAACCGCAAAGAGAAGACAACAUUUACUUUCGCUGCGGUUGAUAGUGCUGGAAAUAUGGUCCCAUACGACAGACCCCAGGAAGCAUUGCGAUUAGUUGAGAAAUGGCGCUUUGAGUGCACUUUGGAAUGA